UUAGCGCCACUAAUCCUAGUGUGUACUCAGACAUGACCCCACUGGAGUGCUGCCUGUGCUAGUAUAUCCUUUAAUGCAUCAUCUGGAUGGGGUGAUGUAUUGUGCCCAGACUCAGUCCUUUGUUCUGCAGGAUUUCCUCCCACCACCAGCGGGAGGAAUAACGUUCCCUCAGAUCACCUUGUUGUCGGUGAUCCUCCUGACUUCAUACGCCUAGAGGAAGCAGAGGCUUCUGCCUUCUUGUGUGCUGUGCUACUGAGAAUAGAGUCCCGCAGCCGAGAGCCGAGGAAGCAGCCGCAGCAGCUCCCGCUUGAGCUCGCAGGCGGAGGUCGCUGCUGGGGAGGAGUGUGUGGAAGGAGCUCUGCGGGGCCUGCCCACUGCUGAAGGGAGGCGGGGGGAGAAAGGAUGAGCAGCCAUCUGGAGGAGAGGCUCAGGGAAGCGGCUGCUCUAGGCGACCUACAGGAGGUACAGGCGCUGCUCCGCUUGGGGGUGGAGGUGAAUGCUCAGAACGAAAUCAAUGGCUGGACAUGUUUGCACUGGGCUUGCAAACGGAAUCACACUCAAGUAGUUGCUUAUCUGCUGGAUUCUGGAGCUGAUAAGGAAAUUUUUACAGACACAGGAGAGCUGGCAGUGCAAUUAACGUCAAAGAAAGAAAUCAGGAAGAUUCUGGGAGAUGAAAUAGAAGACAGUAAAGAAGUGAAUGAUUUGAAGCUGCCAGCUCCUUCUACCCCUCUGACAAAUGUGCCAUUCCCUUGCACCUACAAUCAAGAAAGGAACAGUCUCCAAGAUACCUCAGCACUCCCUCAGGAUGCAUACAUCCCUAUCUCUCCUCUAUCUAGGGGUGAACCCAGCCCUUGCAGACCUGCCAUAUUGCCCAAUGAAACUGAACUCCCUGGGGAAGACCGCCGUGAAGGGGAGCUCGCUUCUCCCACUAGCACAGGAGCGUCAGAACACGUAAAGCCUCAAGUCCAGAAUUGCCCUGUUUCUUCCUCACCUGUGUGUCUCAACAGAGCUCUUUUUACCCCAGCUGCAUCUAGACAACAUGUACCUCAUCAAGCACAGCCACUGCUCCUUACAGGAACUUUCCCAUAUAAUAUGCAAGAAUUGGUGCUUAAAGUAAGAGUUCAGAAUCCUAAUGAGAAUGACUUCAUUGAAAUUGAACUGGACAGACAAGAGCUGACUUACCAAGAUCUGCUUAGAGUGAGCUGUUCUGAACUGGGGGUUAACCCUGAACAAGUAGAGAAGAUUAGAAAGCUACCCAAUACGCUAGUAAGAAAGGAUAAAGAUGUUGCCAGGCUCCUCGAUUUUCAAGAGCUGGAACUAGUUUUGGUGAGAAAUAUCAGUUCUUUCAGAAGUGCUGCAUCAACACCACUGGAAAGACCUUGCUACAACACUACAGCAGCAAAGCUAACAUAUUGAAGCAUCGACAAUUCACACGUGGACCCACUGAGGAACAGAAGUCUUGUUGCCCCGCGGAGGACUAGCAGCCAGUCCAAUAAGUUUAUCUUCUGUGCUAUGUAGAUACGAUAGACCUCAACAGCCCUAUUAGUGGAUAGAAUGUGUGCAUUCCCCUGGAAGUGUUUUAGGAUUGCUUUGAGUUUGGACAGAUGAAGGUGAAGGGGUUUUGGGUUUUUUGCAACUAUUAAGAUGAACCAAUACAAUGACAACUGCGUCUUCAGGGUGCAUACACUAUAGUUGCAUCUUGGAUCUGAUAAGCAGAGCUCAUAAAAUAAUUAUAUGUAGAAUUGCUUGUUGCAUGGAAUAUCUACAAGAAGAAAGUAUGUUCCUUGAGUUUCUUAAAGAUGGUCUUGAUUGAAAAAGUAAAAUAGACAGAUCACAUGUACACCAUAAAUGCUAUCUGCCAGAGUGAACAUUAAUUAGCUAUAACUGACCAAGUAAAAGAAAUUCCCAGCAUAUAGUUAACAUGUGGCCAGAAUAGGGACAGCCCAGGGCUGGGGAUGGGAGAACGUGACAAAUUUUACCUACUAUUUAGCGGAUUGAUAGCACACAGGUAUUAAUUAAUCUCUAUGAAGUAGUAUUCAUUGCCUUUUUCUAGUGCCAUUUGUUCAUCUUUACCACUAUUAUUAUUAAUUUGAUUUCUAUACCGCCCUUCCAAAAAUGGCACUAGCCUAAGAUACGAGACACUUUAUCAUAAAAAUCCCAAUUAACCAAGGCAAUGAGGAAAAGUUGCUUAAAAAUUUCAGUUCCUUACUAACAAAUGCAGUGGAACUUAUCACUUAUCUGAACUUUUCAUUUUCAUUUUCUUCAGAAAAGUCUAUGUGUAAUUAACUGAAUGUAUUCAAAGCACAUGUUGUCAAAUAUAUUAAGGGACCUACAAUAUGGACCGAUAUUCAUGCAGCUGCUUAACAAUGACUAAUAAAUGUCUGAGUAAUGCUAAGGUGAUGCAGAAGGAAAUUAAAUAGUAAGUGCAUCCACAAAGAAGUUCCUGAAGGCCAAGUGGGAAGGGGGGGGACGACCAAGAUUCUAUUGUAGUAAAAAAAACCCUGAAACAGCAGCUUCUAAGCUCAUAUGCAGAGUGAUUGAGUCCAUAUAGAACGGGAGGGAUGAGAGAGUUCAUGAAUUUGUGGAUAAGUAUGCUAAUUUUCUCACAUUUUAGUUGAACUGUUAUUUUGGUAACUGACAUGUGAAACUUAGAUCUCUGGAACAGUUACCUCCUCUAUCAGUGUUUAGGUAACAAAUGUCAACUAACACUUCAUGUCAUUAACACUAAGUUACAGAUCAGCUAUGUUCAAACUC
Molecule: messenger RNA, 2754 nt
Organism: Hemicordylus capensis (graceful crag lizard)
Lineage: Eukaryota; Metazoa; Chordata; Lepidosauria; Squamata; Cordylidae
Product: ankyrin repeat domain-containing protein 40-like
Exons: 6
Coding region: 403-1416 (337 amino acids)
Molecular function (GO): protein binding
Source: RefSeq, a predicted model, not a curated record